This is a messenger RNA of Coprinopsis cinerea okayama7#130, 672 nucleotides long. RefSeq lists its product as hypothetical. Lineage: Eukaryota; Fungi; Basidiomycota; Agaricomycetes; Agaricales; Psathyrellaceae. The coding region runs from base 1 to 672 and encodes 223 amino acids. The transcript is spliced from 5 exons. The record is from RefSeq and is a predicted model, not a curated record.
AUGUCCACUGCUGUUCCUCAUCCUCCCGGUGUCGGCGAUUCUUUCCAUAGGGCAGCCAAUCGGACCUCAUGUCAUCCUCAAAGCGACGAUUCGAUGACAGUCCUUCUGUACCACGAGUCUGGGAAUUACUAUACAAGAAACCACUCUGAUGAACAUACCCGCUGUCUCCAACAACUCUCUGAUUUUCAGGGCCCUGCAAUUAAGAAAAACUUCUCGACGCCAAUCCUUGUGAACGAUCAACUCGCUCGAGGACUCCCUUUGGACGAUUUUGCCCAGGCUGUCACGCUCACAUUCAAGUUUUUGACGAAAGCUUCCAUGGAUAUUGAUCGGUCAUCGAAAACGGUGCAUUAUCGGCAACUCAACCAUCUGAGAUCUGCAUACCCCUCAUCGAUAGAUGGAACACGGAACAUAUGCAAUGUACAAAAUGCUAAAAAUCCACACCUCGUACUUAUCCCACACACGAGCAAGGAAAACGAGAGGAGUUCUCGCGUUGUCAAUAGUCCCCUCUCCACUGGCAUGACCGACAGGGAACAGCGAGGCGUCAGGUGGGUCCCUCCAUCCCGUGGAGCUGCUUCUUCUGGUGACGUUAGAGAUAUCACAGUGAUUCGAGCGUACUGGCGUGAUUGUUUGCGCCGUCUGGGGCAGACAGUCGUCAACAGUGCAAGGCCCUGA